AUGACUGAUUUUACGUACGACUUCACUUGCUCUUCUGUUGUGGCUGGUGUCAUCACUUUCGUCAACCCAAGUGAAGAGCGCGUCGACCUCAACGAAGUAUGGGUGGAUAUUCCCCCUUCCCUCGUCGCCCUCGGGGGGGAUGUGCGAGUGCGCGUGCAGGGCGCGCGAGGGCUGCUGCGCGUGCGGCUCGCUCGCGAAGACGACGACGGCCGCGCCCUUCUUGCCGCCAUGCCUUUAGCACUAGACGCCGAAGGCCACAUGACCCUACCCUGUGGCUAUUUCUCUAGAGGUGGCAUGUACUACCUCGAACUGAUUUUAGAUAAAGACACCUUAGAUGAUAGUGCAAGUAACGGCACUGAUUUUCUCGACAGUGACGUUAACAAAUACUUGGUCAAGAGGGAAGUAGAUGACGGUAGUAUUAUGGAAACUGGUGAUAGUGUAGUGAAAUCGUGGAAAUUUGACGUGUUGUGGCCUUCAGCCAAGUUGGAUGUAACGCCUGAACAGAUUCAAACGUAUCCAGAGAGGCAGGUGACGGCCAUUUUGGAAUUUCCCAAAGUGGUUUGUACGCCAAUGGAGUCAAGUGCUGACUUUUGGUUGGAAUUGUUGUACUGUGGACACUCAAGUGGCGGUGCCGUGCUAUGUGAUGGCAAGAAUUCCAGUUCGCAUGCUCAUGUUUUAUAUUCUGAACAGAUGCACGCGUUUCCUGGCAGAAGAACAAUGACACUUCGCUGCGAGUUGUUCGGGCAAGCCGGUGACUACGCCCUCACUUUGAGGCCAGCCGCCGCAGCCGGGCCUCAGGACUUGGCCGUUGCUUUUAUCAAGGCUGAUUGGUCCGAGCAAUUCGUCCUCAACGUCCACGGGGGUUCUGUAUUCCCCUGCGGAGAUGGUGUGCGAGUGCUCUUCCAAUACCCGGAAUGUGUGUUGGAGGGGGCAGACAGAGUCCGCGUCUUUGGCAGAGACGCCGAACGCCUGAGAUACGUCGCCGAAAGAAGAGUCAGACGGGGUCAGCACACAGUUUCUUUCGAUUGUCGACUCUUCAGUGAGCGGUAUCCCGAGUAUUGCUUUGUGUACGUAUCCCAGGCGGUUACCGGCGCAGUCGCUGACGUCAGAAUGGACUGCUUGCCCACGCUACCAUUGUCAGACGGCGGCGCCGGCGGCUGGGGCGAAUGGUCCCCGUGGUCAGCGUGUCCUGCGCCGGCGCACUGCUCUACGCGCACACGGAGUCGGCACCGUUUUUGUGAUUCGCCCCCACCCGCGUAUGGGGCCAAAUAUUGUGAAGGUCAAGCCGUGGAGCUGGCAGCGUGCGAGUGCACUGCAAGGCCAUGGGCCGGAGACUCUUCGCCGGUAGUCGCCGAGGUCGGUGCUCGGUGCCGCUGCGGUUGCGUGCUGCAUCUUGCGCCUGUUGCUAGAUUAGUUGCCGGCUCGGCUAGGGCCUGCCCUGCUAGGUCUUUUUGGCUUCUGCAGGCUGAAGAAGGUCUUGUGGUUCGUUUACGCUUCGAGGCUGUGCGGCUGCCGUGCGCCGGUCAGGCGCUCAGGGCGAGAGAUGGAGAUUCAUUAGGGUCUCCUUUAUUGGCGUCUUGGGACGGCCCUGACAGUUCUGCUGUUACUGGUGACGUGGAAACCACAACAGACUCCACGGGUGUGAUUGAAAUUGCUGGUGGUAGGCAUAUUCUCGUGGAACUGCGCUCAGGGGAUACCAGCGAACGCUGUGCUGGAGGCUUUCUAGCUCACGCUACGCAAGUUGAACCAAUUCGCAACGCGUCAGCUGCGUGGGCCUCAUCAGUUAGCAACGUGCAUUGGUGGCGCAGCGGGGGCGGAGCUAGGGGAGCCGCUGUGGCCCUCGCAGCAGCUGCUGCACUUGCUGCUUUGUGUCUAGCACUGCAUUCAGCACAUCGGACCAGAGCGUAUCAACGAGCUGCAGACAAGGAGUCGCUUACUGAUAGUGAUGCAUGUUCAGCAUCCCUGGAAUUGGGAGUAGGCACAGCGGGGUCUCGAAGUACGCUGCUGUCAGAGGUGGUUGGAGGAGGAGUUUCGCUGCGUCGUCUUCUGCCAUCGGGAAAGACCAAACACACUAGACUGAGAGACUCGGAUCGAGCUUCUGAAACUAUAGAGCAGAGAGAUGAAGAAGAUCAAGGCACAGAUGUUGAGGCCGAACAAAUUGACAACGCAAGUGUAGCUAGCGCAGGCAGUGUGACCAGUCAAGCAACUGUUACUCCUGAGAACGUAUCUUCUAGCAGUGCACCAGCUGGCAAGCAGAGUGUAGCGCCAUCACCGUUGAAACGAUCACAAACUGUUUCUGUUGGUAGUGUGCAACAAAUAUCAUCACAGCCUCAACAAUCCACCAGCGAAACAGUAACCGUAGAACUAAACACAAGCAUCACAAGUAUGAGCGAGAGAGAUGACACAUGCAGUGAGAAAGACAGAGACAGCUUAUGGGAUAAGGAUAGGAGUGCGAGUCGAGCAUCGUCAUCUACAUCUGCUGCUACUUUGACUAAUGGCUGGUAUUCCCCUGCACUGAGCGGAGUCUCCUCAGCGAGGAUCCGAGACAAUCCAAAGCAUACUAAGGAGAGUUGCAACCGGCGCCUUCUUCGAUCUGACUUGAGUCUUACUUCACAUCCUGAAAUGGAGAUCGAUUAUUAUGACUACGAAGUUAAUAACGCUGGUUCCGUUCCUGGCUCUUAUUUGGGAAUGGAUCCAGCAUUCUUGGUAUGGAUACCGCCUUUGGAAGAAGGUGAUAUCAUUAAAGAAAUUGGGGAGAGUAAAUCACCGAUUUACGAGGAAGUCAUUUCUAAAGAACUUCGCCCGAAUCCGGGUAGCAAUACAGAAUCCCCUGAAGAUCGACCUUCCUCAAGCCAUAUUAAAAGAAACUCUGACAACCGAUCGAUCAAGUCAAAUGACUCUGUUAAAUCCACACGAAAAGUCAUCGAUAGAGGCAAUAUCAUACAUCCAUUAAACUUCAGCAUCACAGACCUACAAAAUUCUCCAAAAAUGUCAAAGAAAAAGAAAAAGAAAGACGAAGUAACAAUACCGAUGAAAAAUUUAACUCUAACAAGGUCUCCAGUUAAAAUACAUAGAAGAGACAGGGAAUUUGACAACUCGGCAACCCUCAAAAGAGUUAACGAUAAUAUUAGAGAAACGAGAGAUGCAGAUACACUAAGACGAAUGGACAUGUCUGAUAUCAAAUUUGCUGACGAAAAUUCGGAUUCUUCAAAUGAAAUUAAGUUUGCUGACGAUUCUCCCGAUAGUAAUAGAUUGGUUGACAAAUUUGAUGUUAAAGCUUAAAAAGAAGUUAAAGGUGGAGUUUAAAAUGUGUUGUUAGAAUUUCUCGAGCAAGAAACUUAUUGUCUGAUGUAGUUUAGAAAUUAAAAGGAAAUGUGGAAUCCCAAUAAUUCGAUUCUUAUCUAUAAGUCUCACUACCAAAGAUUAGACGUCCCAUUCCCCGCUAGCCGUUUAUAAGGACCAAACUGUAUAAAUCUGACAUAUACUUUCAUAUCAUCAGAAUUCAUCCGUAGAAUCUAUUUUUAAAAAACAUCAUUCAUAAAGGUAGUGGACUAGAGUUUUAUAUUAAUUGUUUCAAAGAUAUGUAGUUUGGUAGAGUCAUUUAUAUCUUCACUUGUAGUGCUCGUGUCACUUUGCACUGUAAAUAUAUCAUUAUCUCAAUAGUAUUUAUCGAAGUCCUUUUCUAAAAACGCUGGUCCUAUGUCAAUACUGCUACGUUCCUUUGAAGGUCUUUUUAACCUUUUCGUGUAUCUUUCGUUAGCAUGUCUAUAUCUAUUUUUAUUUAUAGUUUAAUCUUAAGAGUAUUUACCAUCUAAAUUAUUUUUAUUAAUAUAUCUGAAUUAUCUGGUCUUUGCAUUUAAUUAUUUAUAUUACUAUUUAGAAGACUGACAAUCUUGGGCAGUGCAAUACUUCUAAAUAUAGUAAAUUUA
Messenger RNA from Hyposmocoma kahamanoa, 3929 nucleotides. RefSeq lists its product as uncharacterized. The record is from RefSeq and is a predicted model, not a curated record. The transcript has 16 exons. Lineage: Eukaryota; Metazoa; Arthropoda; Insecta; Lepidoptera; Cosmopterigidae. The coding region runs from base 1 to 3282 and encodes 1093 amino acids. Gene Ontology annotation, cellular component: cell periphery.